AUGGCCGCCCGAUCCGCUAGCGAGCCCGUUGAGCUCCAGGCGCCCAACGGCGUCAAGUACACCCAGCCCACGGGCAUCUUCAUCAACAACGAGUUCGUCAAGGCCACGUCUGGCCAGACAAUCACCUCGAUCGACCCUGCCACAGAGAAGGACAUCGCCACCGUCCAGGCCGCAGGAGCCGAUGAUGUCGACGCCGCCGUCCAGGCCGCGUACAAGGCCCUGCGCGACCCUUCUUGGCUCCUGCAUCUCACUGCAGCUCGUGUGCUUACGCUUCAUCCAGGCAAGCCCUAUGCCGAGGCGCUCUCGGUCGACCUCGAGGAAUCCAUCACCGUCUUCCGCUACUAUGCUGGCUGGGCUGACAAGGUCUUCGGGCAAACCAUCUCUACCACUCAUCAGAAGUUCGCCUAUACCCUGCGACAACCCAUCGGCGUCGUCGGCCAGAUCAUUCCCUGGAACUAUCCCCUCUCCAUGGCAUCCUGGAAGCUCGGCCCGGCCCUGGCCUGUGGCAACACGGUCGUGAUCAAGGCGGCUGAGCAGACCCCCCUGAGCAUUCUGUUCUUGGCAUCACUCAUUAAGGAGGUCGGUUUCCCCCCUGGCGUCGUUAACGUCAUCAACGGAUACGGUAAGGAUGCUGGAUCAGCCCUAGUCGAGCACCCCAAGGUGGACAAGGUGGCCUUCACGGGCUCCACUGCGACGGCCAGGAACAUCAUGAAGAUGGCGUCCGCUACGCUGAAGAAUAUCACUCUCGAAACCGGCGGCAAGUCGCCACUGCUCGUCUUUGACGAUUGCGACCUGGAACAGGCCGUCAAGUGGUCUCACUUGGGCAUCAUGUCAAACCAGGGCCAGAUCUGCACGGCCACCUCGCGAAUCCUGGUCCAGGACAGCAUUUACGACAAGUUCGUCGAGCAGUUCACGCAGACCACCAAGACGGUCAGCCGCGUCGGCGACCAGUGGAACCCGGAGACGUACCAGGGACCGCAGGUAUCCAAGGCGCAGUACCAGCGCGUGCUGGACUACAUCGAGGUGGGCAAGUCUGAGGGCGCCAAGCUGGUCUCCGGCGGCAAGCCGUUUGACGUCAACGCCAAGGGCUUCUUCGUUGAACCCACCAUCUUCACUGAGGUCAAGAACGAGAUGCGCAUCUUCCAGGAGGAGAUCUUUGGCCCGGUCGUUGUCAUCAGCCGAUUCAGUGACGAGGCCGAGGCCGUCGGCCGAGCCAACGACUCCACCUACGGACUAGGCGCCGCUGUCUUCACCAAAGACCUCGAGCGCGCCCAUCGCGUCGCAGCGGAAAUUGAGGCUGGCAUGGUCUGGGUCAACAGCAGCCAGGACAGCGAUCCCCGAGUGCCGUUCGGAGGUGUCAAGCAGAGCGGCAUUGGCCGAGAGCUGGGUGAGGCCGGCCUGGAAGCUUACAGCCAGGUCAAGGCGGUGCACGUCAACAUGGGUAAUCGGAUCUGA
Messenger RNA from Purpureocillium lilacinum, 1455 nucleotides. Lineage: Eukaryota; Fungi; Ascomycota; Sordariomycetes; Hypocreales; Ophiocordycipitaceae. The record is from RefSeq and is a predicted model, not a curated record.